Molecule: messenger RNA, 723 nt
Organism: Topomyia yanbarensis
Lineage: Eukaryota; Metazoa; Arthropoda; Insecta; Diptera; Culicidae
Product: U3 small nucleolar ribonucleoprotein protein IMP3
Exons: 2
Coding region: 100-645 (181 amino acids)
Biological process (GO): rRNA processing
Cellular component (GO): small-subunit processome; Mpp10 complex; small ribosomal subunit
Molecular function (GO): structural constituent of ribosome; snoRNA binding; rRNA binding
Source: RefSeq, a predicted model, not a curated record
CGCGUGGUUUUGUUUAUGUUAUUUACGUUCAAAAUUCGUGUCGGCUUCCUAAAUUAUUUUUGUUUCUAUUUAAUUUACAAUAUACCAAAAAUUUAAAACAUGGUUCGCAAACUUAAAUUUCACGAGCAAAAACUGCUGAAAAAGGUGGACUUCUUCAACUGGAAGGAAACCAACAAUCUAAAUGAAGUAAAAGUGAUGAGGAAGUAUAACAUUCAGAAGCGGGAGGAUUACACUACUUACAACAAGCUGUCUCGUAACAUUCGUGAGCUAGCCGCUAAAAUAGCAGAGGUCGAUCCGAAACAUCCCUUCCGGACGGAGAUGAGCGGCUUGCUGCUGGAGAAACUGUACGUCAUGGGCUUGAUACCUACCAAGUGGGAUCUGGAAAAUGCGAGCAAACUGAGCGCCUCGACCUUCUGUAGGCGCAGACUACCCGUAGUACUGCUGAGGAAUAAAAUGUCCGAAAAUAUUAAACACGCCACACAGAUGAUCGAACACGGACAUGUACGAGUCGGGGCGGAUGUGGUGAAAGAUCCCGCCUUUCUCGUGACGAGAACGAUGGAGGACUUUGUUACCUGGGUGGAUGGUUCUGCGAUUCGGAAGCACGUGCUGGAAUACAAUGACAUGAGGGAUGAUUUUGAGUUGUGAAUGCGUGAUAAGUUGAAAAGAGUUGAGACGUGUGUCAAAUUAUUUAUAAAUAAAGUUAUUAAAUCAUAAAAAAAAUAA